Molecule: messenger RNA, 5922 nt
Organism: Dipodomys spectabilis (banner-tailed kangaroo rat)
Lineage: Eukaryota; Metazoa; Chordata; Mammalia; Rodentia; Heteromyidae
Gene: Abr
Product: ABR activator of RhoGEF and GTPase
Exons: 24
Coding region: 43-3666 (1207 amino acids)
Biological process (GO): positive regulation of GTPase activity; intracellular signal transduction; protein phosphorylation
Cellular component (GO): membrane
Molecular function (GO): GTPase activator activity; guanyl-nucleotide exchange factor activity; protein serine/threonine kinase activity
Source: RefSeq, a predicted model, not a curated record
CGGAGCCCCGGCUCCCCGCGGAGGCUCGACGGGGCGCCCAGCAUGUGGGACCCGCAGGAGUUUGAGCGCCACUGGAAAGCCGAGUUCCCAGGGCAGGAGGCACCGGUCAUGACGCUGGAGUCGGUGCUGGACAUGGAGCGGGAGCUGGAGCGCUGCAAACUCAACCUGAAGCAGUUGCAACAGGUGUUGGCGGAAGAGAAGUUCAAAGUCUCCUACCUGCAGGCGGCCCUGGCUGGGGAAAAGCUGGACCCAACCGGCGGCCGCCUAACGGGCGGAGACGGCGACUGCCGGGGCGCCGGGGCCCAGGAGCCGGAGCCCGCGGGGCGGGAGCGGGAGCCGUGCAAGGAGGAGAGCGCAGCGGGGCGCGGCGGGGACCCCGAUAAGGGUCGGGAUCAAGAGGUGUCGGCCAAGGCCGAGCCUCCCUCCAACGUGUGCCUGGACCUUCCCACGUGGCCCCCGGUGGCGGAGGGAGGGGGCGCGGUGCGCAGCCUGACCGCCGCCAUCCACCAGCAACUGGUGCAGCCUCGCCUCCUGUUCAGGCCGCGAGACGACUGUGUGCUCCCCGACCACGAUGGUACGGUUGCCAACGCACCCGGAGAGGAGAGGUCCUCGGGGACCCGGGCGGGGCGGGGCUCGGAGGACAGCGAGCCGGACGCGUCGGGCGCUGACGAUGGAGGAGACAGCAGUGACCACGACUUCGAGAUGGUGGAUUUGAAUGAGAAAUUUGUCCUCGGUCACUUGCUCGUGGCCCCCUAUCGGUUUGGAACCCGCGAUGAGGCCGAGAAGCCGGCGAGGGCUUCCAGCCCUCAUCGCUGGUUGCAUCUGAUCCCCGGGGGACGGAGGCAGCAGCGCCGGAGAGAUCUGGAGGUGGAGGCCAAGGACAGUCGGGCUUCCCUUCUGGUGGAAGAUGAGGCCCCCAAACGCGGGGCCCGCGAGCACCUCACCCAUUGGGGGCGCAAGAGGUUCCUGCGGGUGCCGGAGCGGGACUCGCCCAGUCACAGCUCUCCGGAGAGAGGCAGCGAUUGCAGCCACAACAGCUCAGACCACGAGGAAGGCUUCUCUGCAGACUUCAGCUACGGAGCCGACGACUACGACGCAGAGGGGCAUGAGGAGCAGAAGGGGCCCCCUGAGGGCUCGGAGACCAUGCCGUACAUCGAUGAGUCACCCACCAUGUCACCCCAGCUCAGCGCUCGCAGCCAAGGCGGUGGGGACAGCAUCUCUCCCACCCCACCUGAGGGGCUGGCACCUGGGAGGAGCAGGAAUGCUGCAGGGAGAAGGAAGUUGCCUUGGUCUGUAUUUACACCAGGAGGAAAUGCUGAGAGGGUGACAGAGGUGGAAGCAGGGAAGGGCCUGGAGAUGAGGAAACUUGUUCUGUCUGGAUUCUUGGCCAGUGAAGAGAUCUACAUCAACCAGUUGGAGGCCUUGUUGCUGCCCAUGAAACCCCUGAAGGCCACAGCCACCACCUCCCAGCCCGUACUCACAAUCCAGCAGAUUGAGACCAUCUUCUACAAGAUCCAGGACAUCUAUGAGAUCCACAAGGAGUUCUACGACAACCUCUGCCCCAAGGUGCAGCAGUGGGACAGCCAGGUCACCAUGGGCCACCUCUUCCAGAAGCUGGCCAGCCAGCUUGGUGUGUACAAAGCAUUUGUGGAUAACUAUAAAGUUGCUCUGGAGACAGCUGAGAAAUGCAGCCAAUCCAACAACCAGUUCCAGAAGAUCUCAGAGGAACUCAAAGUGAAAGGGCCCAAGGACUCCAAGGACAGCCACACAUCAGUCACCAUGGAAGCUCUACUCUACAAGCCGAUUGACCGAGUCACUCGGAGCACGCUGGUCCUACAUGACCUGCUGAAGCACACACCUGUGGACCACCCAGACUACCCACUGCUGCAAGAUGCCCUCCGCAUCUCCCAGAACUUCCUGUCCAGCAUCAAUGAGGAUAUUGACCCCCGUCGGACUGCAGUCACAACCCCCAAGGGGGAGACACGACAGCUGGUGAAGGAUGGCUUCCUGGUGGAAAUGUCAGAAAGCUCUCGGAAGCUGCGGCAUGUCUUCCUUUUCACAGAUGUCCUCCUGUGUGCCAAGCUGAAGAAGACCUCCGCAGGAAAGCACCAGCAAUAUGACUGCAAGUGGUACAUCCCCCUGGCCGACUUAGUGUUUCCAUCCCCUGAGGAGUCUGAGCCUAGCCCUCAGGUGCACCUCUUCCCAGACCAUGAAUUGGAGGACAUGAAAAUGAAGAUCUCUGCUCUCAAGAGUGAAAUCCAGAAGGAGAAAGCCAACAAAGGGCAGAGCCGGGCCAUCGAGCGCCUCAAAAAGAAGAUGUUUGAGAAUGAGUUCUUGCUGCUGCUCAAUUCCCCCACAAUCCCAUUUCGGAUCCAUAAUCGAAAUGGAAAGAGCUACCUGUUCCUACUCUCCUCAGACUAUGAGAGGUCAGAGUGGAGAGAAGCAAUUCAGAAACUACAGAAGAAGGAUCUCCAGGCCUUUGUCCUGAGCUCAGUGGAACUCCAGGUGCUCACGGGAUCCUGUUUCAAGCUUAGGACUGUACACAACAUUCCUGUCACCAGCAAUAAAGAUGAUGAUGAGUCUCCUGGACUAUAUGGCUUCCUUCAUGUCAUCGUCCACUCUGCUAAGGGGUUUAAACAGUCAGCCAAUCUAUACUGUACCCUGGAGGUGGAUUCCUUUGGCUAUUUUGUCAGCAAAGCCAAAACCAGGGUAUUUCGGGACACAACAGAGCCCAAAUGGGAUGAGGAGUUUGAGAUUGAACUGGAGGGCUCUCAGUCCCUGAGGAUCCUGUGCUAUGAGAAGUGCUAUGACAAGACCAAGGUUAAUAAGGACAACAACGAGAUCGUGGAUAAGAUCAUGGGCAAAGGGCAGAUCCAGUUGGAUCCACAAACUGUAGAAACCAAGAACUGGCACACGGAUGUGAUCGAGAUGAACGGGAUCAAAGUGGAAUUCUCCAUGAAAUUCACCAGCCGGGAUAUGAGCCUGAAGAGGACCCCGUCCAAAAAGCAGACUGGUGUCUUCGGGGUGAAGAUCAGCGUGGUGACGAAGCGUGAGCGCUCCAAGGUGCCCUACAUCGUGCGGCAGUGUGUGGAGGAGGUAGAGAAGCGAGGCAUCGAGGAGGUCGGCAUCUACCGGAUAUCCGGCGUGGCCACGGACAUCCAGGCUCUGAAGGCUGUCUUUGAUGCCAAUAACAAGGACAUCCUGCUGAUGCUGAGCGACAUGGACAUCAAUGCCAUUGCAGGCACCCUCAAGCUCUACUUCCGGGAACUGCCAGAGCCCCUCCUCACAGACCGACUUUACCCAGCUUUCAUGGAGGGCAUCGCCCUGUCUGACCCUGCUGCCAAGGAGAACUGCAUGAUGCACCUGCUCCGCUCCCUGCCCGAUCCCAACCUCAUCACCUUCCUCUUCCUGCUGGAACACUUGAAAAGGGUUGCCGAGAAGGAACCCAUCAACAAAAUGUCACUUCACAACCUGGCCACUGUGUUUGGUCCCACGCUGCUGAGACCCUCAGAAGUGGAGAGCAAAGCACAUCUCACAUCGGCUGCAGACAUCUGGUCUCAUGAUGUCAUGGCACAGGUCCAGGUCCUCCUCUACUACCUGCAGCAUCCCCCCAUUUCCUUCGCAGAACUGAAGCGGAAUACACUGUACUUUUCCACAGACGUGUAGCCGAGGCAGGGCAGCUGUUGGGGUGGCCAGAGCCAGCCCCUGCAGCCCAGGCCCAAUACAGACUUGAAAGACUGCAACAGAAACUCCCCAGCCCAGAACUCCAGACUCCAAGGGAAGCUGACUUCCAAGAACUGGAAUUAUGUGCAUCCUUUGUGCCACCUGUACAAAGCCAGCUGACCAGCCCCCAGCCUCAUCGCCACACCCCCGCUCCUGCCCUCUGUACCUCGAGUUGUGUCUGAUGCUCCGUGCUGUUCAGCAAUUGUUUUAUGUAUAUUCGUCAUGCAGAAAAGGUCGUGACCGACCUGGUGUGGGCAUACGGGCAGCCUGCUCUGUUCUUUCAUUUUCCCUAACUUUCUUUCUUCCCGAGUCCAGUCCAAGGGCUUUUACUUUGCGCUCUGUAACUGCUGCCAGCUUCUCUCUUGGCCCUCCCUGCUCCCAGAUCUCAGCCCCCCCUCAGUGUCCUCCAUCUUCUUCUUCCCAGCCUGCCACAUGCAUGUGCGGCCUCGGGUUUCGCUUCAUCACCUGGAAAGUUCUGCGGAAGCCCUGGGUGGCGGUGGCAGCCAUUUGAUGCCACUGCACACUACCCUCGGCCUCUCCCUGCCUUCCACCCAUGGAGGCACACCUGCUUUGCCUUGCUACCUGUGCAAAUGUUGGACAAGGAGACAGACUCACACUAAUCCUCAGCAGAGCUGGAGAGCUGAUUUCUGGAACUUUCCAUCUGAGAGUCGCCAUUUCUGGGGUUGGUUCUGUCUCCUGCCUACCAGUGAGGCACUUUGUUUCUUCUACUACUGACUUUUCAGUUCCUUUUCCCCGGUGUUCUAUUUCCUUUCAUUGUAAAGGCCCACAAGUGGUCUACCAAGAGAACAGAGGGUUAGGAAAGCAUGUGGGGAUGUGGGUUAUGGGGAUGUGGAGAACCAGGCUGCUAAGGACUAGGACAGCACAGGGGGCCAGUGCUGAGCAGCACCAGCAGCAGGCGGCAAGGGGAAGCUGCUCUAAGAAGGAAGGACUUGCAGAAGCCUUCCUGAAAGGCAACUUCUGUGGCUGAAGCAGGUGUCCAGACUGGAGCAGGCUCCAUCCUGGAGGCUGUCUGGCACCACACAUACCUCGUGGUACUUUUGCCUUAGACUUCACACACUCUCCACAGCCAAGCACUGCCACGGGCAGCCCUCACCACCACAUGUGCUGCGGGCCUGGGAAAGGCAGGCACAACCCAACCGCUAGCAGCUACCAGCCGGCAGUGCUGCUCCUGUCUCGCCCCCAUUUCUGUAGGCAGCCUGAGAAUAAAGGCUGGGGAAUUCCAGAAGCGGGGGGAGGAUGAGGAAUUAGGCAUGCCUCUCAGGACUGGAAGUAGGGGAUUAGCAGGUACCAUCCCAACUUUGACAGCCAUUGCUCAGUACUGGAAAACAGAUUUAUUCCCAAAGCUCUCAGGCUCUUGUGUGUUGCAGAGCUGAUUCUUGGCCCCCAGGAUUGAGGGGAACAGUUCCCAUUGUGUAUGCUCAGGACUAAGUCUGAAGAAGUUUGCUGGCCCCAAAGCUGCGGUGCUUGCUGGGUGAGGCAGGGCCCUUUCUACUGCCUUUGGCAGAACAGUCUACAUACAUAUAGAGGAAAGAAAUGCCAACCACUCAACUGCCCAUUAGCAGUUUAGCAAGGAGCCCUGCUCUCUGGGGCAAGAGGUAAAGAAGAAUGCCAUUUGAGCAUUAAGACCCCAGCAGCUGAUAAUUCCUCCAAUGUCUACUUAGGGAUGGGUGCUGAUGUGUAGUUACAGGUUCUUGCUUCCAAAGGAUCAAGAAUAACAGAUUAGAGGCUCAAGGUGAGCUAGUUGCAGCCCCAACUUGGUCAGUAUAAAAGGUGGAAGGCUGGAAGGGCCGAGAAAUGCACCCUGUGUGAGGAGGACUGCAUGCCAGAGCUGGACUGAGCUGCACUAAGGAAAUAACCCUGUGGGUUCUCCUGAGACAGAGACCUUGCAGCCUAGAACCCCUAAUCACUCCUGCAUGGCAGGGUGUGCCAACAGGAGACAGGCUCCAGGAAUCCCAGGCAUGCGUUCCUCGCUGAGCAGUGGCUGAGGGUUACCAGUUUUUGUUGAUGGAGGUAGGACGGGACCCUUCAUUAAUAUUUGACUUUAAUAAGUUGGUAAGGAUAUAUUUUUUUUGUCUCUGUUCUGUUUCAAUUUAUGUAGAUUAUAAAUUGAUGUAAACCACGUGAGAGGAAAAUGUUAAUAAAAAAAAAUGCAAAGUCCCAACAUUUGCACAAAACUCA